Macrobrachium nipponense is the source of this 7680-nucleotide messenger RNA. RefSeq names its product pyridoxal-dependent decarboxylase domain-containing protein 1-like. Bases 245 to 2767 code for a protein of 840 amino acids. Gene Ontology annotation, molecular function: pyridoxal phosphate binding; carbon-carbon lyase activity. Gene Ontology annotation, biological process: carboxylic acid metabolic process. The transcript is spliced from 17 exons. Gene Ontology annotation, cellular component: intracellular membrane-bounded organelle. NCBI's taxonomy places the organism in Eukaryota, Metazoa, Arthropoda, Malacostraca, Decapoda, Palaemonidae. The record is from RefSeq and is a predicted model, not a curated record.
UGACGUCGAUUUGUUUACGUGGACAAGAUCUGUCAAGUGAUCUGCACCGGGCGGCACAAACACGACGUCGUUUCGCCGCUAAUUGCUCGAUUUCGUUCUCGUUUCCGUUCCUUACACCUUCUUGAGGCCCCAAUCCUUCGCGAGAAUUGAGUUUUAAGGCCUUUUGCGGCCAUAUUCGGGCUGAGAUAGAGGCGUGAAAUCGGGGGAUCAAGAAGUUCCUGAAGCCACUACAGAAGAAGUGACCAUGCCUGAAGGGGAAGCUGAAGCACCAGCAGAGGAAGUAGAACCAGUCGCACCAGCUGCAACAGGGGAUGCUCCACCACCAGCUGAGGUCCCACCAGCAGAACCAGUAGCUGCUGCAGCAGAAGAGCAGGAGGAAAAAGCACCUGAAGCCGAAAAACCAGACACAGUCGACAAGGCAAAGCCUGAAGAGGCCCCUGUGCCAAAAGAACCGGAAGAAGAAGUUACAGAGGGAAACGAAGAUGAUGAGGACGCGGAAGAGGAAGAGGACGACGUCUUUGGGGCUCUGUCGCUGUUUACCUCCGAGGUAUUUGGUACCUUAGGCUCUCCAGCUGAACCCCUUCCACCAGAAGAGAAGAAGCCCCAGGGUUUGGCUGUCAAUGGUCAGGAUCCAGCAAAUACAAUGCGGCUUUUGCAGGAUCUGCUAACCUAUGAUGAUGAAGAACCAGAUAUCACCUACGGAUUGGGUCCUUUGGAUCUGAACGGUCGUGUAGCCGUUGUGUCACACCUCUUAGCUGCCCUUGUCACAACAUUGGACCCACAGCACUUGCGCCGUCUAGCCACACGAGUCAUGUCAGAUUCCUGUUUGUGGGUUUCAAGAUUAUUCAGAUAUUUUGACUCCAAUGUGUACAUUCAUGAAGACAUUCGAGAAGGUGUUGUACGAGUGUGCAGAAUGUUGCUCCACACACGUUAUCCAAAGUAUAGCACCGAAGGAUACGAAGCUUUAUAUGCUCGCCCACCAGUAAUUUACACCAGUAGCACUGUUCGACCUGGUCUUCCACAACACAUAGCUGGAAUGUUGGGUCUUGGAUCAGGAUGUGUGCGUGUAGUACCAUGCAACACUAUCGUUGGGUCUCCUGUUGCAAUGGACACAGCUGCCCUUGAUCGGAUGUUGGCGGAAGAUGUUGCAGCUCAAAAGAAACCUCUCCUUGUGAUUGCUAAUGCAGGUGGGGGAGCAGUCAGCGGUGUAGACAAUGUAGGAAGGAUUCAGGAGCUCUGCAAUACUUACGAAGCUUGGUUGCAUGUUGAAGGACAUGCCCUCGCGGCUUUAACUCUCCCAAAUGCACCAAAUCUGCCUGCCAAAGUUGGAGACAGCAUGACACUCCCAUUGUCUUUAUGGUUGGGUGUUCCUUCAAUUCCUCAUGUUACAUUGUACAGGGCUUGUGAAGCAUCAGCCGUUCAUGCAGCUGGACUGACAGCUUUGAACCUCCACGUCCGUCUUGUAUCUCUUCCGCUGUGGUCUACAUUACAGGUACUGGGUCAGAGUGGUGUGGUUGCUCGUUUUCAACAUGCUUUCGAAUUGAGCCACGCCCUACAACAGCACCUAGCAACUCUUCCUAAAAUACGCUUACUUAGUCCCACCCCACCUGGUGGAGGAGUUGCUAUAAGUAUCCAAGAUUUAGCUAGUAAACCAGUUAGCACAGCACAACUUCUGGAGACUGUCAGUGGAGCGGUAGUAUUCCAGUAUGUGGAUGAAACAAAUUCUGGAGGGAAAAAUCCAGAAUAUUAUGAUAAUUUGAAUUCUUGGCUUGGCCAAGUAGUCCGAAGAGAUGUGGGCAUUAUUCCUCUAGAGCUGGUCCAGUUGGAAACCGCUGGGUUAGUGCUGCGUUGGAGCCCCAUAGAAGGUCCUGAAACUCACCAUAUAACAAUGGCACACGUUGACCUUUUCAUCCAUUCACUACAUCAUCAGUUGGAUAUACUGAACGCCACUGUCAAGCAGAGGAAAACCUUCACAGAGCUUGUAGCAUCUGCAUCUAAUCUUCAGUUAGUGGACAUUCCAGGCUGGGCCGGUCUCGGAGGCGUUCGUUAUAUACCAGACCUCCUGAUGACUCAAGAACCAUUGUCCGAGUCUGCUCGAGAAGAUAUAAAUUCAUUAAAUAUCCAUUUGGUGCAGCAGUUAAAGGCAUCUGAUUCUGCCUUUUCAUUAGGCGAGGGUAGUGACAGAAUGAAUUGUGUCAGAUUUGGAAUGGUGACUGCCGAAACUGAUUUGUCUGAACUUCUGUCUUUGGUCAUCAACACUGGGAAGGACAUUGAAACUUCAUCAAAGUUCUUGGAUCAGAUGACAGACAUUGUUCAAAAAGGCAUUGAAGCUGCAACUGAAGAUCUGAGGAGAGAGAAUGAAGAAAGACUGUGGCAAGAAGGCAUUCUGCGACAUGUACCAAUUGUAGGAUCUGUUUACAAUUGGUUUUCUCCACCCCCUCCACCUGGGAUCAAAGGGCGCACUCUGGAUCUCACCGCUGGUGUCUUAGAGAGUACGGAAAAUAUUUAUCGUUACCAUAUGCAAAUUCGUCAUGGAACAGCUCCUACUAGAGCAGAAACUAAACUUCCCCCUGCCCCAUCAGUCCAAACUCCAGUCACCCCAUCGGCAUCCUCACCCUCACAUUCACGUUCAUCUUCCACAACGUCCGCCCUGUCUCCGGGGUCAGCACACUCUAGGCAAGCCUCAGACCAACCAACCACUACGGCCGAUAUAAAAAGCAACCCACCCUUAACAGCGAAUGGUAUUACCGCAUCCGUUCAAGGCUAGGUUUGUACGUUCUCCUUCUAGGUAUUGGAAAACCCCCUGCGGUGAUGGGUUUACCAUUUUGUGAUUUCUACUUGAGGUAAACUUUGUCAUGUUCUAUACUCCGUAUUCUAUAUACUGUACUUGACUUGCAAGGAAAGUGAAUUUCUGAAGUUUUUAAGUUCUUGGAGACUGUUCAUUUCAACGAAUUUCAUUGAUUCCAGGUUUUGCUCCUUAUAAUAUCUAUCUAAUAAUCUAAAAAAAAUUGUAAAUUUCAGCAUAAGUGCUUUCUUUACCACUGCUUGUAUUACAUUACGGAAUUAUCAUGAAGGUGUGUGGUUUUUCCAUUUGCAUUUCUGGUUGGGUGUGAGUCUUUUUGGCUCGGUGAGUGGAAUCAGAUAGUUUUUUUUUUCUUUUUUUCAAUCAUCAACAUCUCUACUCAUAUACCAUUGCUAUCAUCAUCAUUGCAAUAAGUAUGUAGCCUGAACUAUUGCCACAUUAAUAUGCCUUAAUGAUUUUCCAUGUAUGAGAGGCCGAAGUCUUAUUUGAGGGGGAAAAUUGAGUAAAUUAUUCACAUUGAUUUUCCAGAAAUAUUUGCUACAAGGAAUGAAUGUUUUUGUGUGUUUAGGGGAAGCAAUAAAGCAAUGUGUGAUUUAUUUUAGGACAUACAGAAGUCAAUCAAGCAUUAGGGUGUGCAGCCAAACCUGUACCCCAACAUUACACUUUUUUACUGAGAAAUCUAGAACUGGUUUUAUCACUGGUCAAGGAAAUAUAAAAUCUAAAAUUCAUAAGGCACUUUGAGCUCAUGCUUUUAUUUUGAUUUCCAUUCAUGUAUCUUGGUUUUGUACUUAGUAGUCAGUGUGCUUGCUUGUACAAUUGAGCCAUAAAUAGAUAACAGUCUUCUUUCCAACCAAGUUCUAUUGGUAUCUUUUAUUGUAGUAAGUAGAUCUUCUAAACAUGUACACAUGGAGGUUUUAGGGUUUUAUCUGAUUUAUGCUUUUCUUUAUAAUAAAUGUAAGUACAGCAAUGUUGCAACGUGAUACUAAGCAAGUAUGGAACUUGAUAGAUUGAACAGUCAUUAGAUCUUGCUGUUCAUAGUGAAGAUUAUGAGGCAGAUAUUCAGAAAUUACUUCUAUUUUGUUAAUGCUUUUUCUUAUACUUGUGGUGGGCUAAAGUGCUGAAGGAUUUGUUCCCAUUGUUUGCACUUUCUAUUAUACCAGCAGCAGUUUAAUGACUUCAGAGCCCAUAUAUGAAUAAUUAGAAUUUUGGAAUAAUCCUUCUUGUCAUUUUUUUCAAAGUUGUGAGCAGUAGUCAGCAGUUUCAUGAAUAAUCUUUGGACAAGCAAGGCAAACAGAGCACACACAAGUUUUGAUGUUUUAACUCAAGCACAUGUAAUUGACUGGUUGAAUGAAGUAAACAAGAAAUUUUAAGAAAAAUGAUACCUAUAAAAGAUUAGUUUUUCAUAUGGUCUUUAUUACAGUAACAACAAAUGUAAAGUCAUAAUUUGGCAAGUUAGUAAUCAGUAGAUGGAUACAUCUUUGUCAUCCCUGAAACAACUGAUUUUUUUAGAAGCAUAAAAGGCGUAUAAAAUUAAAUGUUCCUUUUUCAGAAUUAUAUUCUGAGAAAAAAAGGAAAUGGUCCCUUUGAAAGCUAAAUAAAUUUAACUUUGGUGCUGUUUUUACUAAGAAUAGGAAACUUGUAGGGGAAACUUCAAGCUAAAAUAACUAAGCCAGAUAUGAUUAGUGAAAAGUGGAAGGUCCUGAAAUGUGCUGAGCUUCAGUUAAUUCAGAGCUUAACUUCAAGUUUAAAUUAACAAAAUGAAUCUGUGAAUUUUGAGCUAAACAUGUAGUAACUAUUAAGGUGGAUUCCCAUUUUGUUGUCAGUAACAUAAAUCUCCUGUUGGGAACGCAGACAUAGUUUUGGAACAAAAUGUUGGCUGUGUAGACCAGUAAACUUGUUGCUUGACAACCAGGUAUUUGCCAGUGCUUUAGCUUGUUUUUUUUUUAUUGAAGGAAAGGAUGUCAAUCAUUAGGGAGUGUUUGUAAAUUGUAAGAGAUAAAAGUAAUUGUUUUUUUUAUAAAGGAAUAAUUGAGAAUAAUUGCCCGAAAGAUGAUACAACGGUGGGAGAAUACUUGGUAAUUGCACGAGAUUUUGAAUACUGCAUCAUCAUAUUGUAGUUAUUUAAAGGUAAUUGGAUAUUGAUAUAUUUUGUAAACAGGUGAGCAAUAGACUAUGAGUUUAAGUUAACAACAUCCCUGAAAAUUUUUUUGUACUAAGUACAAUAUCAGUGGUGGCUCAUUGUGCCAAAAACAGGAAAGCAUUGUGUAUAUGUAGUAUAUGAUAUGGACAUGGCUGUUGGAAUGUGGUCAGUUAGAGCUGUGAUGCUCAGUAUUUGUGAAUCACUACCAUAAGGUAACAGUGCAAGUCAUGCACAAUAUGGCAAUACUAAUGGCUUUGAACCCGGGUAAAAAUGGUAUUUAUUUACGUAUACUGUUUUUGAGGUGUGGUAAGUGCUUUGAUGAUUUAAGUACCAAACGAUAUUCUGUAACUGUAAUUUAUAUACUAAGCCAAAUUCAUGCUUACGCUGAGUUCAUUUGAUUAUUUUCCAUCUCAUACCCUAGAAACUUAAGCCUCAGACAUUUUCAUUGUCAUAAAAGUAUUUUCUUUGUCAUAAAGCACAACCAUAUGAGAAAGAUACCAGUUUUAGUUAUAGAAAGUUAAUGAAAGAAAGAUCUGGAGGUUAGGUCUUAACUUGUAGGGAUCCAAGAAAUUAAUAGGAAUGCAUGUUUCAAGAGGCUGUCAAAUGAUUGUAAAAUGGGAUUGUAGAAUACACUGUUAUUUUCAAGAUCAUUCGGUGUGGUAAGUUGGUUUAUGGUAUCUUCAGUAAAACAAAACCUAAGUGAAACAGACAGCUAUGCAGGUAUGGGAUUCAAGGCUUCAUGACUUAGCAACAGUAUAUAACAUUGUAAUCCUUUCAUAUUCCUGUUGCCAUGUCACUAACAUUUAUGUUAAAUCUUUAUGCAAAGAAGUCUCCUUAAGUUCACUUGAGUACAUAUAGCCCCCUACCCAAAGGGCAUCUGUAAAAUAUCACUUUGUGUUUCCAGUUGCUUACUCACAUUAAUAUUUACAAACAAUGUCUUGGCUUUUUUCUAUUAUUUAUUCUUGUUAUUGAGUUGCAGGUAACAAGGCAACUAUCAGGAUACAGAUAUACUAGUGUGUCUGGCAUGAAAUGGUUUUCUGGUGUUUUUUUUAUGAUUUUCCUCAUUUUUUUCUAUGUACUGUAUUUGUUUGUUCUAUUUCCUUUUUGGCUUGAAGUAUGCAAAACAUUCCAUUGCUGCUGUGUUAGCAUCGGUCUAUAUUAGCAUGUCAAGACUGCGUUUCCGUUCAUCUUAGACUCACUCGGUGUGUUUUAAGUAACUGCACAGCGUGCUUGUUGGUCUUCUUGUGAUUUUUGUAGCUUUAAUGUAGGAAAAGGAAAAUAUGAUUUACCUUCCAUGUACUCUUCAGUAAAUGACACUGCGGGUGGCGCAUUUCGAUUGUCUCAGCACUUUUUUUUUUAUUUUGAAUGAAUGGUUUUUGCCAGUUUAGUGUUUAUUUCCCUUUGCGUUCUUAGUAUUUAGUUUUCUGUCGGAAGUGUAAGAGGAAUGCUGUUGGCAUGGUGGAAUAAAUACCUGGUAAAAAAAUUUUAUUUGCUUUAUUGCUGAAGCAAAAGGUCUUGCUAGCCUAGCAUUCAUUUACCCUUGCAUUACGUAUAAGUAUUUGAUUUUGCAUAUUAGCAGUGUUUGAUGAAUGUGUAUAACUUUGGAACCAUUGGUCGAAUUCUUUCCGUGUGAGCCACUUUUGUUAUUGUAUUAUUUAUUUGUCGAGAUGCAAGUAGAACUCCUGAUUUACCUCAGUUGUCUUGGCAUUAUAUUUCUUUUUUUACUUUUUUUUUUUUUUUACCUUAAAGGUGAUGCAUUUUGCUAGUCAAAGAAUAAGACUUGAAAUUUAGGAAUACAGUAGUUACAAAUGCGGGCAUUUAAUGUACCUUUCGUUCAAGAGUUUUUCUUUCUUGGAAUCACAGUUUUUUUUAAUAUAGUUUUGUUGAUCUUAAGUGCUUUGCAUUAAUGCUGCAUUAAGUUUUUCAAAGAAAUUAAGUAAUGUCACAGUUAGUGCCUUUAAAUAUAAAUAUCAGAACAUGUGACACUCUGGAUACAAUCAGUUGUUGACAGACGAAUUAACAACAAAAUGCAUUUACUUGCAUUUUUGUUAGGCAUUGUGAUUAAUCACUUAUAUCUUCCACCAAAAAUGGAUACUGUGUAAGAAAUCAGAUGCAUUAGAAACCUGAAUUAUUCAAGAUGCAUUUGUAUGUAUAUAUAUAUCCUACAUAUAAUUAUCAUUGGCUGUUUUGCUGGCUAAGAUUAAAAAUGCAUCUCGAAAGAGUCUGCUAUUGCAUAAACGUAGAGGGUGUAGUUAGUACAUAGAUUGAAUUAUUUAUGUUUUAUUUAUUUAGAUUGGACUGGUUAGAGUUAUAUUUAUGUGAGGUACUCUUCUAGUAUAACAUAUAAGCUCUUGAAAUGACAUUUUUUUUCUACUUUUUAAUUUAUAAUUACAUGCCAAGUUACUAAUGAUCUAGGUAGCAAUGCUAUGUUACUGUCUUGGUUUAUUAAAAAAAAAAAGAUAUUAAGCAGCUACCAUGUGCAUUAAUAGAACUAUAUGUGUAUAUAUAUAAAUAAUACAGUAUAUAUAAAUGUUUGUGGAACUGCUUUGUAGAAAUAUUUGUUUGGAAUGUGGGUUUAAUUAUAAUUUUGAAAGAAAUUUUGUAUCACGUGAAAUUGGUAUAUAACUGUGGCAAUAUGUUUCUGGUCAGUAUUAAUAUUAUCCUUCAGAGCAGUUCCUAGUUGUUGAUUGUACAUAGCUAUUCAUUUUUAUGAGCACAAAUAUAAAAUCAAAAGUAA